CCGCCGUUCCCCCGGUUGAGGAAGUGAUUUCGCUGACAGGGCUGGGUUCCGAGAGAGAGGCGAAGAGAAACAGCAGCAACUCGGAAGGAAUUGAAAUAAUAACAAGAAAAAGAACACGCGCAAAACAGGCGAGCGAAAGUGUAAAGAAAUCCGCCAAAGCAUAUUUCUCCUCUGAGACCGACACCGAGAGCCGCAGAUAUGAACGACCAGCAGUUGGACUGUGCCCUGGACUUGAUGAGGCGCCUGCCCCCCCAGCAGAUUGAAAAGAACCUCAGCGACCUCAUUGACCUGGUGCCCAGUCUGUGCGAGGAUCUGCUGUCCUCCGUGGACCAGCCCCUGAAGAUCGCCCGUGACAAGGUGGUGGGCAAGGACUACCUGCUCUGCGACUACAACCGGGAUGGGGACUCCUACAGAUCCCCCUGGAGCAAUAAAUAUGAGCCCCCCAUUGAUGAUGGUGCCAUGCCAUCGGCCCGUCUGCGCAAACUGGAGGUGGAGGCCAAUAACGCCUUCGACCAGUACAGAGAUCUGUACUUUGAGGGGGGUGUGUCAUCGGUGUACCUGUGGGACCUUGACCAUGGCUUCGCGGGCGUCAUCCUCAUCAAGAAGGCCGGAGACGGUUCCAAGAAGAUCAAAGGAUGCUGGGACUCCAUCCACGUGGUGGAGGUGCAGGAGAAGUCGAGCGGCCGUACUGCCCACUACAAGCUGACCUCUACUGUGAUGCUGUGGCUGCAGACGACCAAGACUGGCUCUGGCACCAUGAACCUCGGGGGCAGCCUCACCAGACAGAUGGAGAAAGACGAGACGGUGGGAGAGUCGUCCCCACACAUUGCCAACAUCGGCCGCCUGGUGGAGGAUAUGGAAAACAAGAUCCGCUCCACGCUCAACGAGAUCUACUUCGGGAAGACCAAGGACAUCGUCAACGGCCUGAGGAGUGUUCAGAGCCAGGCUGACAAGUCGAAGCAGGAGGCUCUGAAGAACGACCUGAUGGAGGCAUUCAGACGCAAACAACAAAGUUAGAGAUGCUGUUGUUCUCUUUCUCUCUCUCUCUGUCUCUCUCUCUCUCUCUCUGUCUUCACCUCUUCCCUCUUCCGUCUCUCUCCACACCUCACCCCUGCCACCUUCGCCCAUUCUCCGUUUUCCUAUCUCUCCAUCGCUCCCUCUCUCUCGCCAUCUCUCAGUGCUGCACUCUAGCUCUUUAGUCUAAAACAAAAAAGGAAAACUUUUUUUAUUCGUUUUGUUGUUCUUUUUUUUUUUUUUACAUUUUCCAAAGCAUCUCAUUCUCAUCAAAGCCAUUCAGACUCACCAUAUUGUUGUUAUAAAUAUUAGUAUUAUGAUUAUGAUGAUGACGAGCAGUAUGACGACAAUGUUAAUGAUCCUUGCAGAUGUUUCACUGUUGGUGUCUCCUGGGAAGAGUUGUUGAUGAAUGAUAUCACCCUACCUCUUUUGCAUUAUUAAAGGGAUUGGGGUACCAGGGUGACACAGACUGACUUAAGCCAGGGGGUGGAUGGGGAAGGGAGGGGGGGGUUGGGCUAUUGAAUAGUCAUUAUUUUUUCUAUUCCCAUUAUAAUAUUGAUUAUAUAUAUUGUUAUUGGUAUUAUCUCUGCCCCCCAUCUCCUUGUACAAAUUAUAACUGUUACUCCUCUGGGUGAUGUAGUACUGGGUGUUAAAGAGGUCGGGGAGGCGCAUCACUUGGCUUUUUUUGUUAUCGCUGUUGGUCAACGGUUUGUGUUCCCUCCCACUCUCUGUCUGUCAAGAUGUCUGUCAGCCUGUCAGAACUCAAGGGAGGGUGGGGCAGGGGGGCAUGGGGAGUUAGCUGAUUUAGCUGAUGUAAACUGACAGAAAGGUGGGAGGAUGACUGAACAAAUUCACUGUGUAUAACAACGUAAUUUCUCAUCUCUCUCCCUCCCUGUUCUGUUUUUGGGGGUCAUGGUUUCUGUCUCCUCUGUCUUUUGU
Molecule: messenger RNA, 1953 nt
Organism: Megalops cyprinoides (Indo-Pacific tarpon)
Lineage: Eukaryota; Metazoa; Chordata; Actinopteri; Elopiformes; Megalopidae
Gene: capzb
Product: capping actin protein of muscle Z-line subunit beta
Exons: 9
Coding region: 199-1017 (272 amino acids)
Biological process (GO): actin cytoskeleton organization; regulation of lamellipodium assembly; negative regulation of filopodium assembly
Cellular component (GO): F-actin capping protein complex; cytoplasm
Molecular function (GO): actin filament binding
Source: RefSeq, a predicted model, not a curated record